Exophiala oligosperma is the source of this 1398-nucleotide messenger RNA. RefSeq lists its product as uncharacterized. Gene Ontology annotation, biological process: cytochrome c-heme linkage. Lineage: Eukaryota; Fungi; Ascomycota; Eurotiomycetes; Chaetothyriales; Herpotrichiellaceae. The record is from RefSeq and is a predicted model, not a curated record. Gene Ontology annotation, cellular component: mitochondrion. Bases 111 to 1058 code for a protein of 315 amino acids. The transcript has a single exon. Gene Ontology annotation, molecular function: holocytochrome-c synthase activity.
CUUAUUACAGGCAUCACCGGCGAUAUAUUUCUCAGUCAACCACUUCCCCUUCCGCCCGAGCUCAAUCACUCGUUAUCUUAGCUGUUGAUACCGCAUCUCAUAUAUUCGCCAUGGGUUGGUGGAAAGCAGAUCCAGUUCCGGAGCCACCUCAACCGCAUGCCUCUACAUUGACAUCUUCCUCCAUACCUCAGCCACCACCACCUACCUCGACAUCAAGCGCCUCCUCCUCAGCAUGCCCAGUCGACCCAAAGACGAGAUCAAUAUGGCUUCAACAAGCCCAAGCACAAAAGAACUCUGCACAGUCUCAAUUACCUCCCUCCCAUCCUCCUCUCCCGCUUGAUCAUCCAAAACUCUCAACAUCACCGUCACAACCACAACCACUUCCCCCUUCCAAAGAAUGUUCAUCCGACCGCAUUUCUCAAAGUCCCUCCCCUCCGACCACCGCCUCUCCCUAUAAAACAUCUCGUCCACUUUCCCAAGACCGCGCCGUAUCCUCCAUCCCACGCUCCCAGACUGCCACAGACUCUUCCUCCCCGACGACGACGACACCCGCCAACGCCGAGACCGAAACCGGCCGCCACUCGUCCGGCAACUGGAUCUACCCUUCGGAGUCACAAUUCUUCCAUGCCGUCAUGCGCAAGGAGACCCUGACGUCCUCCAACCCCGAAGACCUCCUCUCGAGCAUCUCCCACAUCAUCCCCAUCCACAACGCCGUCAACGAGCGGGCCUGGUCGCUCAUCAAGGCAUGGGAGUCGGACUCGUCCGAGGCCUGCGGCGGGCCCAAACUGCAGUCCUUUCGCGGGUUGGGCGCCGGUGCCCUCUCGCCCAAAGCCCGGGUGAAGUCGCUGAUGGGCUACACCCAACCCUUUGACCGGCACGACUGGGUCGUCGAGCGUUGCGGCGGCGAGACCGUGGAGUACAUCAUCGACUUCUACCAGGGCAAGCAGGAUCCCAACGGGAAGCCCAACAGUCUGAACUUCUACCUCGACGUGCGACCCAAACUCAACACCCUCGAAGGGUGUAAGAUGAGAGCGGAACGGUUCGUGGGUUGGCGAUGAAACCCCCAAAUUAUCCCAAAAUUCGAAAAUUCUGUGUGGUCCCAGCCUCACAGUGUGUGUGUGUACAACAAAGAAGAUCCAUCUGAUCCAAGGGAGCGAACCAGAGGAGGUUGAAAGACAGUUGUAGCAACAUUAAAUCAUAAUAUUUUGUUCCGCUUGCAUAUGAGGGCAAAAUCACUCAAUCUGAUGGCCAGGAAACAGAGGAGGAAUGAGCCAAACUACUAGUUAAUCUCCCCUAUCUACACUCCAUUUUUCUCUACCAUUUUGCCUUGUCCAUCUACUCUCCGUACAUCCUCGAGGUACAAAGUAUAGUUGUAGUAUGAGUCAAUUUCAAUUAUGG